This is a messenger RNA of Ambispora leptoticha, 1626 nucleotides long. NCBI's taxonomy places the organism in Eukaryota, Fungi, Glomeromycota, Glomeromycetes, Archaeosporales, Ambisporaceae. The record is from the annotation of a GenBank genome assembly.
AUGCCAUCAUUACCACCAAAACACUAUGCUGUACUGGGCGGAGGCAUAUCAGGCUUAACAACAGCAUGGUAUCUGAUGCGAGGCGCACCGCCCGAAACGAAAAUCACGUUAAUUGAAGCGGCAAAUAAGCUUGGUGGGUGGAUACAGACUACAAGAGUUGGCGAAGAGCAAGUGUUGUUUGAACAAGGACCACGAACUCUUCGACCUUCGGGACUGAGUGGAUUGGCUACUUUGGAUAUGAUCAUUCAACUAAAAUUGACAUCAUCAUUCCUUGGGAUCUCCUCUUCACACUCUGCCUCCAAAAAACGUUACAUCUACUACCCAGACAAACUCAAUGAACUUCCUUCUUCGUUUUUCGGCGCACUGACCUCUUUAUUCACACUUCCAGUAUUAAAAGGCAUAAUACCCGGUCUAUUACGUGAGCCAUUUGUACCCAAGAGAAAACUUCACGACAACGAUAAGGAUUUUGAUGAUGAAAGUAUUCAUAGCUUCGUGUCGCGAAGAAUCAAUUCCCAUAUAGCUGAUAACAUGAUCAGCGCGUUAAUACACGGAAUUUACGCUGGUGACGUGACAAAACUCUCGGUUCGAUCCACGUUUCCACUGUUGUAUUAUUCUGAACGGAAAUACGGAUCGUUGUUGAAAGCGAUGUUGGUAAAAAGUAAUAAAAAAAACAAUGAUAACAUCAUUCCAAUCUCACAUCAGGAUCAAAUAUUGCAAAGAACAUUGGUUGAGCAAAAUAAAGAGUUACUGAAAAGUGUUCAAGGGAUAAGUAUGUAUUCGUUUAGGGAUGGUGUCGAAGAACUUGUGAGUGCGAUUGAGAGUGAAUUGGCUGCGUCGGAAAAAGUUGAGAUAAUUAGAGGGCAGGCUGUUAAGAACUUAUCUUUUGAGGAUGAGAUACAAACAAUUCAAGGAAAAAGAAUCGACGGAAUAGAUCAUGUAAUAAGCACAAUCCCUUCAUUUGAGCUAAAGAAAAUACUUUACCACUCAAAAUCACCAUCAUUACCACAUCUGGAUUAUAACCCCGCGGUAACAGUAGCAGUAGUAAAUCUAGCAUAUGACAGACCAAAAAUACUUCCAGUCAUUGGAUUUGGAUACUUGAUCCCACAAACGACACCGAACAACCUAAAUUACGGGUUAGGUGUCGUGUUCGAUUCGUGUGCAAUUCCUGAACAAGAUCCUAAAGCGCCAACAGUUACAAAACUAACAGUCAUGAUGGGCGGGCAUUAUUAUGACGAUAAUAACAUUGACAUGGAAAAUAUGUCGGACGAAGAAAUAUUAUCUCAAGCACAAAACCUCGUGCAAAGUCAUUUAGAUAUCACGGCUGCGCCAAUUCAUGCGUUAGUUCGUCUUCAGAAAAAUUGUAUCCCACAAUAUUAUGUGGGACAUUAUGGUCGAAUGAAGCAAUUACACGAAGCGAUUAAAUCAAAUGAGCGGUAUGCUGGAAAAUUGAGUGUUACCGGUGCGAGUUAUUGGGGCGUGAGUGUUAAUGAUUGCGUGUUGAACGCGAGAAAGUUAGUUGAGAAUUUAUUAAGUAAUGAUUUUAAGGAUAAGGAAACGAUGGGCGGAACAAGGAAGAUUAUUACGGGAUUGGAAAGGGUGGAAGAAGAGGAAAAUAUUUCAUUUUGA